Messenger RNA from Arabidopsis lyrata subsp. lyrata, 1317 nucleotides. RefSeq lists its product as uncharacterized. The record is from RefSeq and is a predicted model, not a curated record. Bases 1 to 1317 code for a protein of 438 amino acids. NCBI's taxonomy places the organism in Eukaryota, Viridiplantae, Streptophyta, Magnoliopsida, Brassicales, Brassicaceae. The transcript has a single exon.
AUGACUGUUUUAAUGCACUUUUUUCUUGCCAAAAGUGUUGAUGAACUUGCAGGUACCAAUAAAGAACACACGGAACAUAAAAGUGAUUCACCGGAAGUGAGGAAAGUCACCGACCAAAUUCAAAACCAGAGUGAACCAGCAACAUUAAUGCUAACACCCUCUAUCAUGGAGACUAGAAGAGUUUCAAACUCUUACUUAAUCAAAGAGGAACCACCGCAUUUUAAAGCUCAAGCCCAAACCCGAGGAGGAGUUAAUGAAGCAACACGACAACUCAAAGCACCUGAUCAAAAUAGAGGAGUGAUCCUAUCUUCCUUGCUCAAAAGAGAGCCACCUGAUGCACCAGGCAUCAUCAAACCGCCACCCUACCAAGGUAAGACCUUAGCCUCCCAAAAUCGAAUGAAAGCUAACUUGCUUUCUCUUGGUGCAGAUUGUACAGUUUCGAGGUCGAAACUUUUUCAAGGGAGAGGGUAUGAUGCGGACAUCCAAAUCAAACCAAACCGGGAGUAUACCAAACCAGCCGGUACAUAUAUCAAACCGGUUGAUAUGGAGCAUUUUGGAGGAUUCUUGCCCAAAUGGAGUCCUAAUCAAGCACAAGGCCUAGGGUUAAUUGUUCACCAGCAAAUUAACCCUAAGAAGACUAAUGAUGGUUCAAGAGGAAUUAAAGACCAGCGAGCUGAAUCACCAUGUUAUGGGAAUUUGACCGUUGCACUCUUUUUCCCUUAUCUAGGGUUUGUCCCAAUGGGUUUACCUAGAAAGGUUUUUAACGAGGCAACAUCAAGUCAUCAAGGAAUCAUUUACCAAGCAAUUGAUUCGAAGAUGUUACAAGUACAUAUAGCUGAUGUACUUGCUGACAGACCGGCUGCACUACUUGCUGAACUAUUCGUUGAACUACUUUCUGAAGUACUACGUCAAAUGAAGCCAAACAAGGAAAUCUUCCUUAUUCUACACUUGGACGCACCUCAAAGCUACACAUGGAAACCAGGAGAACAUCUAGGCUACACAAGACAUGUACCACACAAACUUUGGUACACCUUACCACACAAGAACCCGCAGAGUUAUUACUUGCCAUAUAUGGAGCCGAAGGAGAUCAACUUGCAACAACUCUUUCCUUCUUUAUUUGUGCGCUUGUCUGAGAAUCUUGAGACCCUCCAGAAGCUUCUAAGACGUCACAACUUCCUCCCCAAGUUGACAAGAUACAAGGCACACCUCACUUGCCUUACUUGGACCGAUUUUACAUUUAAUGACCAAUAUUUUCAUCAAUGUUUUGUUUCUUUCUUUGAAGUCUUAGAACGUUGUACUCAGCCCUAUAUAAGCUGA